This is a messenger RNA of Blastocystis hominis, 340 nucleotides long. RefSeq lists its product as hypothetical. The transcript has 2 exons. The record is from RefSeq and is a predicted model, not a curated record. Bases 74 to 340 code for a protein of 88 amino acids. Lineage: Eukaryota; Bigyra; Opalinata; Blastocystidae.
GAUUACGUUCGACAAGGUGAACAAGAGCGUAAUCGUGAACGUGCGCGAAAUCAAAGGCGAGUCUCGCAAGGAAAUGAUCCACACUUCGCUCUGCAAUCUCUUCCAGGAGGAUGACGCGACUUCGACGCUGAUCGAGGCGGACGACGGCUUCGUGGACGAUUUAUACAACCCCGCGGAGCCGGGUCGGGACGCGCUGGCGACGUACGGGUUCGCGUCGAUCGAGAGCAAACUGGAGGCGAAGCGGCUGGCGAAGGCGAAGAAGGAGCGGAAGGAUCGGCGCGCGAACUGGCUGCUGUCGAGCGUGCGAAGCGUGCUGAGCUGGUGGUGGCGUGUUUGUUGA